Messenger RNA from Sebastes umbrosus (honeycomb rockfish), 6036 nucleotides. RefSeq names its product spire-type actin nucleation factor 1b (gene spire1b). Gene Ontology annotation, cellular component: cell cortex; cytoplasmic vesicle membrane. Lineage: Eukaryota; Metazoa; Chordata; Actinopteri; Perciformes; Sebastidae. Gene Ontology annotation, molecular function: actin binding. Bases 353 to 3091 code for a protein of 912 amino acids. Gene Ontology annotation, biological process: actin nucleation; polar body extrusion after meiotic divisions; Golgi vesicle transport. The transcript has 18 exons. The record is from RefSeq and is a predicted model, not a curated record.
GUGUGUGUGUGCGUGUGUGUGUGCGUGCGUGAGAGAGAGAGAGAGAGAGAGAGAGAGAGAUCAUGUGAUGAGAGAGUGAGCCUGGCUGGCUUGGUUGUGAUGUGAGACACACUCACGGUGAAGGCUACAACCACACAAACCCCACGCACCGUCCUGCUGGCCUGGUACCGAAACCUUGAACGAGGCGUCGGCGCGGUAGGUCGGCUAGGCAGGGAAACAACAACCCCCGGUGAGCUGCUUGGCUGCUGUCCCGGGGAGCAGGAGGGAAGCAUCAAUGUCUCCAGGUUCCCUCUCACACAUCGGCCUGGACCUGUUCACGUUAUCGGGCCUCCUGCACUGAGAUAAUGAGAGGAUGGCGGAGCAGCGAUGCGGGGACCACGGACGGCUGACGGAUGCUGCUGCAGCCUCCUCAGCAGCAGCAGCAGCAGCAGCAGCGACUCACCGGGAUGAGCAGCAGCAUCACAACACGAUGAAUCCAACGGUGGAAGCGGCAGUGGAGGGUCUGUCUUUGGAGGACAUACUGAGGCUGUACAACCAGCCCAUCAAUGAGGAGCAGGCUUGGGCGGUGUGUUACCAGUGCUGCAGGACGCUGGCGAAGGGACACCGGAGCAGCAGAAGCUCCGCCGCCGCCGCCGGAGCACCAUCAGCGGUGGCUCCGAUGAGGAUAUCCGGACCGGGGGAUGUUAGGAUACAGAAAGACGGGUCUGUGAGGCUGGAACACCAGGGCUGUGAAGGUAAAUACAGCCCUUGCACAACAACAGAGGUGAUUGAGUCUCUUGGCAUCAUGAUCUACAAGGCUCUGGAUUACGGGCUGAAGGAGAACGAGGAGAGGGAGCUCAGCCCUCCUCUGGAGCAGCUCAUUGACCUCAUGACCAACAUGGCCGAGGCCGAGAGAGACGCCUGCCCCGACGAAGGCUAUGAGGCGACGGAGGAAGAGGAUGAGGCAGAGGAUGACCCUGACAACAUCUCCAGUGUCCACGGCUACAGAGAUAUCUUUGAGCUGUGCACGGCUCAUCUACCCAGUCUAUCAGACACCCCCAGUCACUACCAGGCAGUAUGUCGGGCUCUGUACACAGAAACCAGGGAGCUGGGUACUUUCUUGGAGAAGAUCAAGAGUGCCAAAGAGAACCUCCGUAAGAUGGAGGAAAGGUCAUCAGAGGACACUGGACGAGACCUGAAUGAGCUACAGAACGAUGACUGGGCUCGAUUCUGGGUUCAGGUGAUGAGGUCCCUGCGUGAAGGAGUCAAGCUGAAGAAGGUGCAGGACCGUCAGUACAACCCUCUGCCCAUCGAGUUCCAGCUCACCCCCUACGAGAUGCUCAUGGACGACAUCAAGUCCCAACGCUUUAAACUGCGCAAAGUCAUGAUUGAUGGAGACAUCCCACCCAGGUUAAAGAAGAGCGCUCACGAAGUCAUCCUGGAUUUCAUCAGGUCCAGACCGCCUCUCAACCCUGUGUCAGCUCGUAAGCUGAAGCCACAGACUCAGCCUCCUCCAACACUGCACGAACGGAUCUUGGAGGAAAUCAAAUCAGAGAGGAAACUUCGACCGGUGUCGCCCGGUACGGUCCGCAGGGGACGGCUGGGUUUUGGCAAAACUCGCAGUAUGCCACAGGAUUUGUUCCGUACUGGACUAGAUGAGUUUAGUCCGUACAUGGGCAGGAGGACGUCCAGUACGCUGUCUCUGACCAAUGGAUCAACAUCUCCCAGGGGAGAACCCUCCGGAUGUCAGUCUGCACCUCAGAGGAAGAGGCUCCUGAAGGCUCCGAGCCUCUCCGAGCUGGUCAGCUCCGACUCUGACGAUGAGGUAUUUGGGCACAGAUCAGCCAGCAGCUCCAGUGUGGCUACAUCCAUGAUGGAUGAUACAUCCCCAGAGUGUGCUCUGGGGAAGAAAACUCCCCCCAUGUUCCUGCCCAUCUCCUCUACACCCCAGCCAGAGAGGCGUCAGACCCCCCAUAGGAGACACUCCAUCGAGAAGGAGACCCCGACCAACGUCCGACUGUUUCAGCCGCCCUCCAAAAAAAGCUCCAAGUCUCUGGAACCUCCUUACGUUCAGGUUGGGAUGAUAUCUUCAUAUCGUCCCUGGAUCCCCCCCUUCCUCCUCCUCCUUCUCCUCCACCUCCGCCCUUCUCCCUCCACUCUCCACUCUUUGCAGAGCUCCAACUCUAUCGAGGCAUUUACAUUGGGGUUGAUGAAGGCAGCUUUUGCUCUGUGCAAGGGCGUUUACAUCAGAAGAAGAGAGUCGGCCAAGGAGGAGUUCUGUUUCCCUGUGGAGUGUCUGUCUCUGACGGUGGAGGAGGUGAUGCACAUCAGACAGGUGCUGGUUAAAGCAGAGCUGGAGAAGUUCCAGCAGUACAAGGAAGUCUACAACGCUAUGAAGAAGGGAAAGCUUUGCUUCUGUUGUCGAACCAAAAGGUUUUCCUUCUUCACCUGGUCCUACAUCUGCCAGUUUUGCAAAAAGCCCGUGUGUGCACAGUGCUGCAAAAAGAUGCGGCUGCCAUCCAAACCUUAUUCCAGCUUGCCAAUCUACUCCAUCGGCUCGACCAACACUCUCCCCAGGGAGAGGGUGAACGCAAUGGCUGCCGUAGGACAAGCACUCUCUGUGGCUGGAGGGCCAGGGCCGGGUCCGGGGCCGGGGCCGUCAGCAGCGGGAGGGGCCACGGGGCCGUCAGCAGCGGGAGGGGCGACGGGGCCGUCAGCAACGGGAGGGGCCACGGCGUCCCCAACUCUGAAAGUACAAACAACAGGGGCAUCGAAAGGAGCUGGAAAAGCUGCUGCUAAAUCAGAGAAGUCCUCCAGAAGCCCGCAGCGCCCCAGCAUUCACAAGACCAUGUCUAAGCUUUCGAAGCACGGCUCCUUAAAGUCUCAUGAAGAACUGGAGCUUCCCCCCGAGCUGACGGAGGACUGGGCCACCAUGGAGGUGUGUGUGGACUGCAAGAAGUUCAUCACCGACAUCAUCGCCUCCAGCAAGCACAGCCUGUCACUGGCCACCAGGAGAGCUCGCCUAAAACGCAAGACGCAGUCCUUCUACCUGUCCUCCCCGAAAGGAAGGGAGGAGUACCGGCCCUCCGAACGAACAAUCAAAGAGAUCUAAAACUCUUUAUCUCUCUCUCUUUCUCUUUCUGGCUGCUUCCAGCACCUAUGGCACAAUUAUAAAGACUCAACACUGGAUAUGAGUUUACUGUACAUGUAUACUUCAGUCAGAUAACGCUGUCAGAAUAUGAACCUCGGUGGUGGACAGUUUUUUGUUGCUGUGUUCUGAUCGUCGUGUACAGCUCCUUCAGAUAACAGCAUACUGUAGAUCUGCCAAUCUUUUUUUUUUUUUUUUUUUUUUACCAUAUCAUAGAUGAUCCUUUAAUCUCUGGCCACAGACUUUUGAGUAACGAGACAAGAACUGUUGUGAUGACAAGUGGCAAUGUGUCAAAGUGGUAUGACUUCCCUCCCCUCUGAUGGCACGACAGUGUGGUCCAACCCAACUCACAUUCAAACCAAUAAGCACAAGACAGAAGAAGGACUGAUGUGUGUUUGACUUCCUCAGGCUCUGCAGAAGACACGAGGCCUGCUGAGAGAUCAUACUGUAAGUGAGAGUGACACAAGAAAAUAUGGAAUAUUAAGCUGUACAUUUUGUAUGGGUUUUAUUUAGUUUUUUUUACACAUGUGCGUACAGUAAAUGAUUGUUCGAUGAAGUCACCUUCUGUUUUUAAUUUGGAGUGUCAUUCUGCUGAUGAUGCACAAUGACUUUCCCCCACUUUCCUCCUUACUAAGCAUACUUUUAUUUUUUGAGGAAUCAGAAAAAGUCUUUUGUUUCCUCACAUUUUGCAUCAUAUAAUCAGUGAUGAAUGAUCUGUUUUCAUGCAGAUUUAGUGCCAAAUAAUAACAUCUUUUUAAUCUACAUGUCACCCAAAGAAAAGUAAUUUCCCCUGAGGUAUGUUUACAGUGGUUUUGCAACAAAAUGAUGAGACAAACUGGGCCGAGCCGUACUUAUUAAAGACCCUGAGAACGUGGUUUCAAAUCUCCAUAUCUCAGAUUGAAUAGUCAAGACACCGCUCUGAUUUUUAUUAAGAGCUUAGUGCUCAGCUAAUCUGCUUCAUCAGGACUGUGUGGAUGAGAUUUGAUCAGAUUUGAUUGACAGUGGUCUGGCACUCCAGCUAUUUUAGUAUUGCACAUCCACAAAGUAAGGGGACUUGUAAGAGACCGAUUACAAAUAGAAAUGGUGAAAAUUGAAGCUGCAGCGGCUGAGAUUAUGUGUCCCUUUUGUGUGUGUGUGUCCAUUAGUCCAUAUAUGGGUCAAGCAUAGAAAUAGAAUAGGAGUGGAAUGGACAUUUAACAAAAGAAAAUGGGGAUUGUUGUUAGUUGUUAUGGUGACAACAGGACUCACGUCAGUGGGAGAUGGAUGGAUGGCUAGUUAACUAGUUAGCUAGUCCUUCUCCGGAGUGUUGGGGAGUGAACUGGAGGGGCCGUUAAACCCAGCGCCGCCGCUGGCCACCAGCCCGCUCUUUGGCUCAUUUACUGUAACCUUGUAGCAUUAAUGCAGGUUUAGCAAAGUAGCCAGCUGGCUAGUUUGCUAAUUCCACUGUGCUAUAACGCUACACUGGUUACAGAAAAUGAGCCGAACAAAGUAGUCACUCAUCUGGCGGUAGCAAUGUGCUUUCCUACGCUGUGACAAGUGUGUGGGUGAAGCAUUAAGUUGUACAAUUAAUAGUAAAUACUCAUUUACUCUGGCUGUCUGUGCUUCAUAACGUUACAACUCCGCUACUCUUUUAGUCAUUACUGCAAAAAAGUCAGUAAUGGCAACGGUACACAUAAAAAUGGCCGCCACUCUGACCAUCCUGCUACGUUGAUUUGAAUGAGAAUGUCCGUUCUACUCCUAUUCUAUUCCUAUGGGGUCAUGCUUAAAAAAACAUUUCCCAUGAUGCAACGUUCGUUAAAACGUUCCUUACUGGUCAAUACCCACAUCUGUCUCAAGAUCCAUCCAAAAUAACCAAGUUCCCCCAUAAGCAAACACCCCCACAACUGUCAAUUCAAGCAUUGCUAAAUCCUGAUUGGUGCAAGGAAGUACAUGAACUAUGAAUGAACUAUUCUAACAAUUUGACAGAAAAUGUUAAUGCUGAUAGUAAGAAGCAGAUUGAUAAAAACAACAACAGCUUUUUAGGGCCUGUAAAGCACAUUUCUUAACCAUACAUUCAUACUGUAUGUUCAUUUGCAACUCACUGAAAUCCUUCAGAUGUGUGGAGAAGCAGGUAUUGAAACGGUAUUAUCUGCCGUACCAUGUGUAGGAUUUUUCAGUCUUGCCUUUAAAUAAUUUACAUGAAAUAUCUGCAUAUUUUUGCAUUCUUAACUGUACCUUUGCGUUGAUUAAUAUAUAUUAACUCAUUUACUUUUCUUUACAUUAAGUUGUGUUUGUAUCGUGUAAGGAUUAGUCAUAAUAAAACACCUCAUGUUCAUGUAUUUGUACAGAUGCACAGUUUAUAAAACCCUGUUAAACACUGUACAGGCAGCAAAAAAGAUAUCAACAUACUGUCCUGCUGUGCAACACAUAUUGUAAGUCUUAUAAUAUGAUGCCUUUAUGAUUUCCCUCCAUCAUUCAGAGUCUCAUUGGCUGGAAGAAAUGCCUGACUUGUGCCCUGGAUGUCCAUUUCAUUCUUCAUCACAUUCCUCAUGUUCCUCCUUAAGAUAUUUCUGCCUUAAGAGUUGCCUUUUAUGAUCACACUCAUGUGUUGAACAGUCAUCUACUGUAACUGUACAUACUUUGUUUCUAAUGGUUUGUUUGUAGAUCAGGUGUGUGUUGUUGCCUCGGUGAUUAUCUCGACAGUGAGACUGCUGUAGAUCUGUGUCUCUGAGAGGGAAACUAGCCCAGUACAGUGUGUUGAGGGGAGGAGUGGGACGUCCACAGAAGAAACCUCGCAGUGUGACAGCAUCAUGCAUGUACUACUACGGUGUAGCUUGUACCCUCAGUCUGUAUUACCUUUAAACUGUAACUCCCUGCAGAGAGUGCAACAAAUGAUGACUACAACAAUAAACUAUAAUGCAAUACCUGAU